Messenger RNA from Vanessa atalanta (red admiral), 2208 nucleotides. It is a transcript of the gene VhaSFD, whose product is annotated as V-type proton ATPase subunit H. NCBI's taxonomy places the organism in Eukaryota, Metazoa, Arthropoda, Insecta, Lepidoptera, Nymphalidae. The transcript is spliced from 11 exons. Gene Ontology annotation, molecular function: proton-transporting ATPase activity, rotational mechanism. The record is from RefSeq and is a predicted model, not a curated record. Gene Ontology annotation, biological process: proton transmembrane transport. Gene Ontology annotation, cellular component: vacuolar proton-transporting V-type ATPase, V1 domain; lysosomal membrane. Bases 124 to 1755 code for a protein of 543 amino acids.
CAUAGUCACAAGACCUCUCAGCUGAGGUAGCUGUCUCUCAAUUUUCUAUUUUCUGUAGAAUAAUUCUCUACAAAAAUUAUCUAAUUGUGGGUGGCGUCUUUUUCUUUAAAUUCUAUAGCCAAAAUGGCUCAUAUUAAUGAAGAGAAUGUUAGCAAACUAAUUCCAUCGCUAGGCGAUGACAAAAUCGAUAUGAUUGCCGCUACAAGCGCACUACAAAUAAGGGCGAGUGAGAUUCGUCAAACUCAAAUUAACUGGCAAUCCUAUUUGCAGUCGCAAAUGAUCACUCAGCGUGAUCACGACUUCAUUGUGAAUUUGGACCAACGUGGGCAAAAAGACUUGCCAGAUAAGAACCCUGAUGCCUGUGCAGAUGUUUUCCUGAAUCUGCUUACCCAUAUUAGUAAAGACAAUACCAUCCAGUAUGUCCUUGUUUUGAUAGACGAUAUUCUUUCAGAAGAUAAGUCUCGUGUCAAGAUAUUUCGCAAUGCUAGACACGGAAAUGUGUGGCAGCCAUUCUUGAACCUGCUAAAUCGUCAAGAUGAGUUUGUCCAGCAUAUGACUGCUCGUAUCAUUGCCAAGCUUGCUUGCUGGCACCCACAGCUCAUGGAGAAGAGCGACUUGAAUUUCUACCUCUCCUGGUUGAAGGAGCAGCUUAAAAUGAAUGCCGAGAAAGUGUCCGCUGAGUUAGAGCAUGCUGAGCAGGUUAUGUUGGAGCAUGAAAAACAACACUUCUCUGAUAAACCCAUAAAACAUCACAAAGAAAAGAGUGGAGAAAAAGCUGACUCUUCCCAAGAAAAAUAUUCGAGCCUUUAUAGCUCUUUUGAUGUUCUCAAAUCGCAUCAGGAUUUGCCGCCGGGCCUGCAUAAGACAAAUGACUAUAUUCAGUCAGUUGCUCGCUGUUUGCAAAUGAUGCUUCGUGUCGACGAGUACCGCUUCGCAUUCCUGUCAGUUGACGGCAUUUCCACUCUGCUAUCCAUCCUCGCUUCAAGAGUCAACUUCCAGGUGCAAUACCAACUCGUGUUCUGCCUCUGGGUAUUGACAUUCAACUCUCUCCUCGCUGAGAAAAUGAACAAAUUUAACGCCAUUCCGAUCCUUGCUGACAUCCUGAGCGACUCGGUCAAAGAGAAGGUCACACGCAUCGUGCUCGCAGUCUUCCGUAACCUGAUUGAAAAACCUGAAGACCAACAGGUAGCCAAGGAGCACUGCAUUGCCAUGGUCCAAUGUAAAGUGCUGAAACAACUUUCAAUCUUGGAACAGAAGCGCUCAGACGACGAAGAUAUCAUGAACGACGUGGAUUUCCUCAAUGAUCGCUUGCAAGCCUCAGUUCAGGACCUGAGCUCAUUCGACCAGUACGCCACUGAGGUUAAGAGUGGACGACUGGAGUGGUCGCCCGUGCACAAGUCGGCCAAGUUCUGGCGCGAGAACGCGGCGCGCCUCAACGAGCGCGGCCAGGAGCUGCUGCGCACGCUCGUGCACCUGCUGGAGAAGAGCCGCGACCCCGUCGUGCUCGCCGUGGCGUGCUACGACGUGGGCGAGUACGUGCGCCACUACCCGCGCGGCAAGCACAUCAUCGAACAACUUGGCGGCAAGCAACGCGUCAUGUAUCUGCUUAGUCACGAAGACCCCAACGUUCGUUAUGAAGCUCUGCUUGCUGUUCAGAAGCUCAUGGUUCACAACUGGGAAUACCUUGGCAAGCAACUGGAAAAGGAACAGAUUGACAAACAGUCUGGUGGCACUGCUGUAGGUGCUAAGGCUUAAAAUGUUUGCAUUAUUGCUUAUUUAAUAUUGUUAUUGUUGUCCUCAACUUAUAUUGCAGUUAUAUAGCGACAAUUAUAUGUCUAAAGCCAUUAAGUAUUACAAUGUUGUAAAUAAAAUAGCGCUGUUGAAAAAAUAAACUGCAAUGAUUAAAAACAUAAAUAUGAUGUCUAAUUAUCUAAAGAUUCAAACUUCAUGUAAAUAUAUAUUGACACGGAUAUAUUUAUGAAUUUAAUUGUUAUUUAUUUUUAAAAAACCAGGUAUGUAUUGCCAGCAUUAUAAAAAUUAUAAAUUGUUUACAAAUUUCAAAAAUCACAUUCCUAUAAAGAUUUAUUAUUGUUACAUAAAAUUUAAAUAUAAUCAUUAAUAAAUUCUAUAUUUAAAAUUGUAGAAGUGGUAGCAUAUUUAAAGUGUGUACUGUGAACUGGCUACAUUAGAAAAUAAACUUCAUGAGAA